Molecule: messenger RNA, 3563 nt
Organism: Linum tenue
Lineage: Eukaryota; Viridiplantae; Streptophyta; Magnoliopsida; Malpighiales; Linaceae
Source: the annotation of a GenBank genome assembly
UGGAUAAUUAAGCAACCAAAUCUAAUUAAGAAACGGUAAACCAAAUCCUCCCUCCUCCUUAAAACCCACGACACCAACGGCAAAAAAAAUAAAAUUAAAAAGCCCAUCCCCCCUUCUCCUGACCCGACCCGCUUCCUUCACUCUCUCUCUGUCUCUCUCUCUCUCUCUCACUGCGGGGCUUACGCAGAGACAGACGGUGUGUUUACACUACUGGCACUUUGAUCUCUUCUGCCCUUCCCCUUCGAUCUUCUUUUUCUUACAGCAAUGGCCGCUUCUUGCUGAAUUCUUUUCUUUCCGGGCAAACGAAGAUUUCCGAUUUUUUGCCACUUCUUUUCAUCUUUCGGGGGUAUUGGGUUCCUUUCUUCUCCUCCAAAAAUGAUGGUGCCGGCAAAGCGGCGGUUGAGGGCCGUGGCGGUGAUGAGGAAGAUGAUAACGUGCGCCAUUUGCGCAUUCGCGAUGGUGGCCGUGCUCUCCGUACACGUGCACGUUCAGGUCUUCCCUUCCAGAGUUCCCGUAUUGCCUGAUCCUUACAAGCUCCCCACUACCACCACUCAGAAGGGCAGGACUGAACAGCAACAGAGCUGGAGUAGAGAGGUUGUUCCACCCCAUUCCAAGGCACCAAUUGGUCCUCACCAGAUUCGACAGUUGGAAGGUAUUAAUGCUGUACCUGCUCUGAAGCUAUGGAAGCCUCCGCCGAAUCGUGAUUAUUCUCCCUGCGUGGAGCCUAGUUCGAACUAUACAGGCAAGCAUACACCUUUUUUUUGUGCUCCUGGAGAGUCUAGUGGUUACCUAUUAGUUCAUACAAAUGGCGGGCUUAACCAGAUGAGAGCCGGGAUUUGUGAUAUGGUUGCUGUUGCUCGUAUCAUUAAUGCCACUCUUGUGGUUCCUGAGCUGGAUAAAAAUUCUUUUUGGCAAGACACUAGCAACUUUUCAGAUGUUUUCGAUGAGGACUAUUUCAUCAGUUCUCUGGCUAGUGAUGUUAAAAUUGUGAGAAAACUUCCCAAGGACAUGUUGGGCGUCACUAAAGCAGUUAAGCAUUUCAGAAGCUGGUCUGGGAUGGAUUACUACCAGGAAGAGAUCACUAGCCUUUGGGAAGAUUAUAAGGUUAUUCGAGCUGCUAAAUCAGAUUCCCGCCUAGCAAAUAAUAAUCUUCCUCCAGAUAUCCAGAAGCUACGUUGCCGCGCAUGCUAUGAAGCUCUCCGGUUUUCACCUCAAAUUGAAGCCAUGGGAAAAUUAUUGGUGGAUCGAAUGAGAGCUUAUGGUCCUUAUAUUGCCUUGCAUUUGCGAUAUGAGAAAGACAUGCUUGCAUUCAGUGGGUGCACACAUGGUUUGUCUGCUUCCGAAGCUGAGGAACUGAAGAAGAUCAGGGACGACACGUCUUACUGGAAAAUCAAAGAUAUUGAUUCUGAGGAGCAGCGGUCCAAAGGCUAUUGCCCCUUAACUCCAACAGAGGUUGCUAUGUUUCUUACAGCUCUUGGGUACCCAUCAAACACACCCAUAUAUAUUGCUGCUGGGGAAAUAUAUGGUGGUGAUGCUCAUAUGGGUGAACUCUUGUCCCGCUAUCCUUUAUUAAUGAGCAAGGAAAAAUUGGCUUCAGUUGAAGAGCUUGAACCAUUUCGCAAACACGCUUCUCAAAUGGCGGCUCUCGACUAUAUUGUGUCUGUCGCAAGUGCUGUCUUCAUCCCAACAUACUCUGGUAACAUGGCAAGGGCAGUUGAAGGUCAUCGUCGUUAUCUAGGACACAGAAAAACCGUGUCACCAGACAGGAAAUUGCUCGUUCGUCUUUUUGACAAAGUUGAAAGGGGGAAAUUGAAAGAAGGCAAAAAUCUUGCUACCCGUGUCAUCGAACUGCACAAGAAACGGCAAGGAUCCCCAAGGAAGAGGAAAGGACCCAUCUCAGGAACUAAAGGCAUGGAUAGGUUUCGUUCGGAAGAAGCGUUCUAUCAGACAUCCCUGUACAGCCAAGCCAGGAUAUCUCCCAAAGUUGAGGAUGAGCAGCAACCAGAGGGAGGGACAGCAGAAGCUGGUUGUGGGUCCGGGGGGGAUACGGAAUCAUCAUCAAGCCACAGAGAGAAACAGGCAGCAAUGGGAGUUUCUUUCUUGACAACUGUCGCGCCUUCUCUGGUCCAUCUCACAUCUUUGAGCUCCACCAGUAAUGCUGCUUCAUCUAGAUCUCUUCCAGGUACUACUACUGCAGCAAUUCGGUGUAGUAAAAUUGAGACGGAUGGAGUUGGUGGUGGAGAGGGCAUUUUCCAUAUCCAGAGAAGACAUGUUUUAACAUGCUUUGGUGCUACUAUUGCCCUGGAACUCGUGGGAAGCUCAGGGUCCCUUGUUGAAAUGGCUACCGCCGCUGAUCUCAUCCAACGCAAACAACGAUCCGAAUUCCAGUCCACUGUAAAGAGUACACUCUUCACUGCAAUAAAGGCAAAGCCUGAAAUCAUUCCAUCAUUGCUGACAUUGGCCCUCAACGAUGCCAUGACGUAUGACAAGGCUACCAAAACUGGAGGACCAAACGGAUCAGUACGAUUCAGUUCAGAGAUAAACAGACCUGAAAACAAGGGACUGUCUGCAGCCUUAGACGUACUAGAAGAAGCGAAGAAGGAGAUUGAUUCAACCUCCAAGGGUGGACCUAUCUCCUAUGCAGACCUUGUCCAGUUUGCAGGUUUUGUUGUAUGAUAUUACUAGCAACUACAUAAAUUGGAUAGCUCACAAAUUUGCAUUCAACCUGCAAUUUUUUGCAUCAUUCCUAAUCAUGCGACUAACUAUGCUUCUUCGGACAGCACAAAGUGCUCUCAAGGCUACAUUCCUAGCAUCAGCAAUCCGCAAGUGUGGUGGAAAUGAAGAGAAAGGGUCGCUGUUGUACUCUGCAUAUGGCUCAAAUGGGCAGUGGGGGUUAUUCGAUAAGCAGAUGGGCAGGGCAGAUGCAACAGAACCCGAUCCUGAAGGCAGGGUUCCUCAAUGGGAUAAAGCCACUGUGCAGGAGAUGAAAGACAAGUUCUCAGCAGUCGGACUAGGUCCUCGCCAGCUUGCGGUCAUGUCUGCAUUCCUGGGGCCAGAUCAAGCUGCCACUGAGGCUAUGCUGGCUGCAGACCCUGAUGUGGCACCGUGGGUCCAGAAGUACCAGCGCAGUCGAGAGACUGUGUCCGAGACAGAUUACGAGGUGGAUCUCAUUACAACCCUAACCAAAUUAAGCAGUCUGGGUCAAACGAUCAACUACGAGGCCUACUCCUACGCUCUGCCGAGAAUUGAUAUCACCAAACUCAAACUCUAGCUCGGGAAAACAACUUAUUCCAACCAGGCAGGAACAACAGCAUUCAACAGCAGAGAGUUAAGAUUGUUGGCUAACCGUCAGUUUUGGAGCUGAGAUAUCAUCACUUGUCAGCUCCACAAGACUUGCAGAGCUGUUAUUUUCGUCUUGGAUGAUGAAUUUGUAUUGAUAGAUUUGGGAAUUGGGAUACAUGACUUGAUGUUGAGACGAUGAAUUUAAGAGACUGAAAGCCAACAUGGAUUAAACAAGGUGUCUUGCUGAAAUCCACCGUCCAAUUUUACUCAUUUGCAAGCGU